GAGAGAAGAUACUUCGGCUCGUUUGGUGGAUGACACUUAGAGGAGCUGCCGUCCUACUCCUCGUUUUAGGUAUACAGCUUGCAUCGGAGUGUGUUGAUCUGUUAAAUCUUCCGUAUGGAAGAAGGCAAAGAGGAAGAUCGACUGCCGCCGGGGUUCAGGUUCCAUCCCACUGACGAGGAGCUCAUCGCACACUACCUCACCAACAAGAUGACUGAGCCAAACUUCGGUGCGAGAGCAAUCGCGGAGGUGGACAUCAACAAGUGCGAGCCUUGGGAUCUCCCAGGGAGAGCGAAGAUGGGAGAAAAGGAGUGGUACUUCUUCACCUUGCGCGACCUCAAGUACCCGACCGGCGUCCGUACCAAUCGUGCCACGGAAGCCGGGUACUGGAAGACCACCGGGAAGGACAAGGAGAUCUUUGGCAGCAGCAGCAGCAGCACGUCGGAGCUGGUGGGACUGAAGAAGACGCUGGUGUUCUACAAAGGGCGAGCUCCGAGAGGGGAGAAGACCAACUGGGUCAUGCACGAAUACCGCAUCCACUCCAAAUCUCCCUUCAGGGGAAACAACAAGGAUGAAUGGGUCGUCUGCCGUGUGUUCAUGAAGAGCUCCGGUGGAAAGAGGUACCCGUCUCACCAGCCGCGAGCCACCACCAACACCAUGAUGCAUUCCUUGAUCCAGAACGACCUUUUCCACCUCGGUGCAGCUCGGAGCUACCUGUCCAACGCGGAGCUGAUGGAACUCUCGAGGUUCGCCAGAGGCGGCCAUGGAGCAAACCUGCCGAUCCAGCCGCAGCUCAACUUCCAUGGAGGCGGCUUCCCUCUUGCAGGUCUAAACCUAAACCUGGUGGCCCCAACACCGGCGCCGCAGGGGGUGGCUGAGCUGCCUUCGUCGGUGUUGGCCAACGGUGUUAUGGGAGGAGCGGAUGGAGGAUUUGGCACUGACGUGAGCUCCAUGAUCACUGGGCUACACAAUGUGGAUUCCUGUGUGGAGCUAAUCGAUGAGGGCUACUGGCCUUCUUACUAAGAGAGAGAGGGAGAGAAGCUAUAGACACUAAGUUUAAGCUACUUCUCUAGAUCUGUACCAUUAGAUGUCUUGUUGGAGUUUCUUGUAAGGUCUUGUGUUCUUCCACCACACUUCUCCAUUUGUGUUUCUUUACAGCAACUAUACUUACAGUAAUCAAAUAGAUGUUUCUUGUUUGUGAA
Messenger RNA from Musa acuminata subsp. malaccensis (wild Malaysian banana), 1199 nucleotides. Its product is annotated as NAC domain-containing protein 92. The record is from RefSeq and is a predicted model, not a curated record. Gene Ontology annotation, biological process: regulation of DNA-templated transcription. Lineage: Eukaryota; Viridiplantae; Streptophyta; Magnoliopsida; Zingiberales; Musaceae. Gene Ontology annotation, molecular function: DNA binding.